Lotus japonicus is the source of this 2610-nucleotide messenger RNA. Its product is annotated as probable NOT transcription complex subunit VIP2. Gene Ontology annotation, biological process: regulation of DNA-templated transcription; nuclear-transcribed mRNA poly(A) tail shortening. Bases 320 to 2314 code for a protein of 664 amino acids. The record is from RefSeq and is a predicted model, not a curated record. Gene Ontology annotation, cellular component: CCR4-NOT core complex; P-body. The transcript has 14 exons. Lineage: Eukaryota; Viridiplantae; Streptophyta; Magnoliopsida; Fabales; Fabaceae.
UUUUAUAAAUCGUAAAACAGAACUUUCCUUUCCUUUCCUUUCCUUGUGUCCGUCGUCGUUGAAAACUGAAUUGAAAACCCACCCAAACCGAACCUCAAUCUCUAUCUCUCUCUCUGCACCUUUGGCUUUCGUUUUCUUGCUCCGAUUUAGGGCACUCAAACUCGCUCGUUGACUCAGUUGCUUUGAUCUACUCCUCAGGUUGUUGGUUAUUUGCAAGGAAGCUCUCUUCAGUCUUCAGUUUGUUUUGGACAAUUCUGGAUACAAAGGAGGAUUGUUUCAGCAAGGAAUGAAUUUUGGCUCGACCUUUUGAAAUUCAUCAAUGUCGGGGUUACUAAAUUCUUCUCUGAAUGGAUCUGCUUCAAAUCUUCCAGAUGGCGCUGGGCGGUCUUUUGCUACAUCAUUCUCUGGUCAGUCUGGUGCAGCCUCCCCAAUUUUUCAUCACACUGGAUCUAUUCAGGGGUUGCACAACAUUCAUGGGAGCUUUAAUGUUCCCAAUAUGUCUGGUACACUCACAUCAAGAAACUCAACAAUAAAUAAUGUUCCGUCUGGGGGUGUUCAACAACCAACAGGGAGCCUUUCUAGUGGAAGAUUUACAUCAAACAAUCUCCCUGUUGCACUUUCACAGUUAUCUCAUGGAAGCUCCCAUGGACAUUCUGGAGUCACCAAUAGAGGAGGUAUAAGUGUUGUAGGAAACCCUGGAUUUAGUAGUAGCACAAAUGGAAUUGGUGGUUCUAUUCCUGGGAUUCUUCCAACAUCAGCUGCGAUUGGUAACCGAAAUGCUAUUCCAGGAUUGGGAGUAUCCCCAAUUUUGGGAAAUGCAGGUCCUCGAAUCACAAGCUCCGUGGGAAACAUGGUUGGAGGGGGAAACAUUGGAAGGACUGGUGGAGGAUUGUCUGUGCCUGGUCUUACUUCUCGUCUAAAUUUGGGUGCAAACAGUGGAUCUGGUGGUCUAAGUAUUCAAGGACAGAAUCGAUUGAUGAGUGGUAUGCUUCCCCAAGGAUCUCCACAGGUACUUUCAAUGCUAGGAAAUUCUUAUCCUAGUGCUGGAGGCCCAUUUUCCCAAAGCCAUAUUCAAGGAGUGAAUAACUUGAACUCUAUGGGGAUGUUGAAUGAUGUGAAUUCCAAUGACACUUCACCUUUUGAUAUCAAUGACUUCCCUCAACUGACCAGUCGUCCUGGUUCUGCUGGAGGGCCUCAAGGACAGUUGGGUUCGUUACAGAAACAGGGUCUUGGAGUUAGUCCCAUUGUUCAACAAAACCAAGAGUUUAGCCUUCAAAAUGAAGAAUUCCCUGCUUUACCAGGAUUCAAAGGUGGUAAUGCAGAUUAUACUAUGGAUAUGCACCAGAAAGAACAACUUCAUGACAAUGCUGUGUCAAUGAUGCAAUCUCAGCAUUUCUCUAUGGGGAGGUCUGCUGGUUUCAGCUUGGGGGGAGCAUAUUCAUCACAUCGAGCACAACAGCAACAACAACAUACUCCCUCCAUCAGUAGUGGCAAUGUUUCGUUUUCAUCUGUUAACAAUAACAACCAAGAUCUUCUCCAUCUUCAUGGGUCGGAUAUUUUUCCAUCUUCACAUUCAGCCUAUCAUUCACAGACCAGUGGACCUCCUGGCAUUGGAUUAAGGCCUUUAAAUUCUCCAAAUACAGUUUCUGGUAUGGGUUCAUAUGAUCACCUCAUUCAGCAAUAUCAACAGCAGCAGAACCAGUCUCAGUUCCGUCUUCAAAUGUCAGCUGUAAGCCAAUCUUUUAAAGAUCAGGGCAUGAAGUCUAUGCAAACUGCACAAUCUACCCCAGAUCCAUUUGGUUUGCUUGGCUUGCUAAGCGUGAUCAGGAUGAGUGACCCUGACCUGACAUCUCUUGCUCUUGGAAUUGAUCUUACUACACUUGGGUUAAAUUUGAAUUCAUCAGAGAAUCUUCACAAGACUUUUGCAUCUCCAUGGUCUGAAGACCCAACUAAGGCUGACCCAGAGUUUAGUGUGCCACAAUGUUAUUACACUAAACAACCACCUACUCUUCAUCAAGGUUAUUUUUCAAAGUUUUCGGUGGAAACAUUGUUUUACAUCUUUUACAGCAUGCCCAAAGAUGAAGCACAGUUAUAUGCUGCAAAUGAGCUUAACAACAGAGGAUGGUUUUAUCACAAAGAGCUUCGUCUUUGGUUGAUAAGAGUUCCCAACAUAGAGCCACUGGUUAAAACAAACACACAUGAGAGAGGAUCAUAUCACUGUUUUGAACCAAACACAUUCGAAAUCAUCCGCAAGGAUAAUUUUGUCCUACAGUAUGAGUUGUUGGAAAAGAGACCUCAUCUGCCUCAACAUUGAGGAGGAUUCCAAAACAUCAUUGUAAAGUGUCGAUUAUGGUUUUAAUUCCUUAGAAAGUCAUUUUGUAGCUGUGGUGUUCCUUCAUUUGGGCAUUUCUUAUAAUCUUGUUGAUUUAGCGAUCCAAGCCAGUAUCUAUCUUUCCCCUGCCUUAAUAUUAACAAUAAUCAAGUAGGUGUCAAGAUAACCUAGCCGUCUGUCAUGAUUUUCUGCCAGCUUUGUAAAAUACACAGAAAAACAACUGAAUUAAAAUUGGUUGUCUUGGAGUUAUUCUCCUAAUGCUGAAAUAAUUUAUCUUA